AUGCAGAAGCGGCGGCGAGUGUUGAUGGCCGGCCGACUGCCCGCGUGUCAGCAUACCUCCUUAAGUGCCUUGCUACGGCUAGUCCUGGGAUUAGCUCUUGUCGUUAUCUGCAGCGCCAGAUUUCAAAUACACCCUUCCAUAGAGCGGCCCGUAAUCUCGAGACGGAGACUAGAGAACGAGGCCAUCCGACGGCUGCUAGGAGAUCAGGCCUUCGCGCGGCGGCACCUUGCGUCCGCGUUCGUCGGCACGGUCGUGACGCUCUUCGCGAAGCCCGCGCUCAACGGCAAGUUCGUCAACGUACAGGCGCCCGCGCCGGGGGAAUGCCUCACGCUGCCCCCCGCGUUUAACGGCCGCACCGAGAGCGCCGCGAUCGCGUGGAACGUGAAGUCCGCCGCAUCUGGCGGGCAGACGGUGAAGCUGUGCGGAAGCUUGAGCCUGUGGACGAGCGACAAUUGCGGCGGGUACUCGAGCGUUUUCGUCGUUCCCGGGGGAUGGCGAGAGGCGACCGCGUCGCGAUACGACUACCCCGACACGCCCGUCAAGUUCUUCACGGGAGUGUACUCACCCAUUCGCUCCAUAUCCUGCGCCAACUACGUGCCCAACCCGUGCACGGGGUACCGCUGUCCGCCCAACUCGCAGUGCGCGCUGGAGGGGGGAACCGCGCCCACGUGCGCGUGCGUGGUGGGAUUUACCAUGCGCGACGGGGAGUGCGUCAACACGUGUCAAGUGACGGCGUGUCCCGCAAACUCGUCGUGCGCGCUGGUGAACGACCGGCCGGUGUGCGCGUGCAAGGACGGGCUGCUCAUGCGCAACGGCGCCUGCAUUGACCCAUGCGCGGACACGGCGUGCAAGCAGCCGGCGACGUGCGCGGUGAACAGCACCACAGGCGCGGCGUACUGCGCAUGCCCGCCCAACUGGCGCCUGCGACCCGACGGCCUCUCCUGCUCUGACCCGUGCGCGGCAGUGCAGUGUCCAUCAGCGUCAUCAUGUGUGGCGGUGAGCGGUGCUGCCACGUGCGCGUGCCCCAGGGGCUUCUCCUUCUCCAAGGCCACCUGCGUCUCGUCCAGUGUGGUGAAGAAUGCAGACUACCUGGACGUGCACAACGGUGUGCGCUAUGCUGUGGGAGUGCCGGAGGUCAAAUGGAACGACACAUUGGCGAAACUAGCAGCGACAUGGGCGACACAGCUGGUGACCAACACCUCAGUCAACGGCAACCAGUGCGGCACGCUCGUGCACGGCAUGUUCGCCCUCCCCUCUCCCUCCCUCUCCACCUCCUCUCUCAAAGCCAAAUCUCUCAACACCAAGGCCAAAGCCGGCCCGCGCAAGUCCUCCGCCCUCCCUUCCUCCAUCCAAUUCGCCUCCCCUCCUCUUUCAUCCUCCUCGUCCUCCGCCGCUGCCUCUCUGCGUAUGGGUCAGAAUCUAGCAGCGCUCUCAGGGCUGGCGGCAGGGCAGGUGGUGGGGGCGAGGGCAGGGUUAGGAGUGUGGUUGGAGGAGGGGGGGCGGUACACAAGAGCGGUGUUUGUGGGGGAUGCAGGGGGCUCUGACUCUGGGUGCCGUGGCGGCAACUGGAAGGCGUGUGGCCAUUACACACAGAUGGUAUGGCGAAGCACCACAUCGGUCGGCUGUGCCACAGCCACAUGCCCCUCGGGAGCAGCACAGGUCUGGGUGUGCAAUUACUACCCUCCGGGCAACGUCAUCAACUCCUACCCCUACUGA
Molecule: messenger RNA, 1716 nt
Organism: Closterium sp. NIES-65
Lineage: Eukaryota; Viridiplantae; Streptophyta; Zygnematophyceae; Desmidiales; Closteriaceae
Source: the annotation of a GenBank genome assembly